Pseudonaja textilis is the source of this 5011-nucleotide messenger RNA. Lineage: Eukaryota; Metazoa; Chordata; Lepidosauria; Squamata; Elapidae. The record is from RefSeq and is a predicted model, not a curated record.
CUGCCUUCCACUCAGCUCUGCAGUCUUGACAUCUAAUUAAGAAUAGUGAACAGUAGCAGAUACAAUCAUGUCAUCUAAGAGAGUACCGUUCUACCAAAAAUCGCACAAGCAUUUUGAUCUGUCUUAUCGCAGCCGUGAUACUAGACAGAUGCUCCAGGAAUAUUCAGCAAGGAGGGCUGCUUCUAGACAGGCCUACCAAACAUCAUCCAGCCUAGGCAAAACAACAUGCGUACUUUGUGCCCGGAAGCUCCAUACAGCAUCUGAAGUGGCCUCACAGGAAGUGGCCUCACAGGAAUACCAGGAAAGGAGUCAGGAGCAAAAGUCUUUGCACUGGAGUGAGCAGAGGAGGAUCCGAUACGUCAAGAGUUUGGCUGCUUUAGAGGAUGAGCUUCGAAUAGCCCGACUCCUUGCUAGAGAACAAUUGGAUAAAGUUGCCAUACAGAGGAUGGUAGAGGAGAAAAUGGCCUUGGAAAGGUAUGUGGCUGAAGAAAGCAUCAUCCGAGCUCCGGAAUUUUUAGUGCGGCUGAGAUCUCAUACUGUGUGGGAAAGGAUGUCCGUCAGGCUUUAUUGUACUGUCCAAGGAUUUCCCACCCCUGUUGUACAAUGGUACAAAAAUGAAGAAUUGAUUACUCCUGCAAGUGAGCCCGGGAAGUAUACCAUCGAAAGCAAAUAUGGAGUGCAUGUGUUGGAUAUAAACAGGGCUCACUAUGAUGACACAGCUACCUACACUGCAGUGGCAACAAAUGCACACGGACAAGCCUCAACCAACGCCGCUGUGAUUGUGAGAAGAUACAGAGGGGAUGAAGAACCGUACCCUGCUGGAAUAUUUCCCUAUCGCUUGCCACUGCCAGAUGAAAUCUGUUACACACAUUUUGAAGUUCAGUUUUUGGAGAGGUUUGGAGUCACCUUUGGGAUGGAGGGGGAAACACUUACUUUAAGGUGUAAGAUCUUGGUCACACCAGAACUGAAGCGUCUCCAUCCUCGGGUUGAAUGGUACAGAGAUGAUGUGCUAAUCAAGGAAUCCAAGUGGACAAAACCCUACUAUGGUGAUGGACAAGCAGCACUGUCUUUCUCUCAUUUGCACAAAGAUGAUGAAGGCUUGUACACCCUGCGCAUAAUUUCCAGAGGCGGAGUGCAUGAAUAUAGUGCAUUUCUGUUUGUCAGAGUGAUGGGGGCCCCAGGGGCACCAAUGGAUGUGAGCUGCCAUGAUGCCAACAGAGAUUAUGUUAUUGUUACUUGGAAACCACCAAAUACAACCCAUGAAGCUCCAGUGAUCGGCUAUUUUGUGGACAGAUGUGAAGUGGGUACCGAAAACUGGGUGCAAUGCAAUGACGCUCCUGUAAAAAUCUGCAAAUAUCCAGUGACUGGCUUGUUGGAAGGGCGUUCCUACAUUUUCCGAGUGAGGGCCGUCAACCAGGCAGGGAUCAGUCGGCCCUCAAGAUCCUCUGAUGCUGUGGCAGCUCUUGACCCCAUGGACCUGGAGAGGUCACAGUCUAUUCACAUGGAAGGAGGCAGGGACAUUAUCCUUCAUGACUUUGAAGGUGAUGUUAAAAUCCCUGGACCUCCCACCAACGUGCAUGCUUCAGAAACCAGCAGAACAUAUGUCGUUCUCAGUUGGGACCCACCUGUUCCUCGUGGCAGAGACCCACUGUCAUAUUUCAUCGAGAAGUCUGUUGUUGGCAGUGGGAGUUGGCAGAGGGUCAACGCUCAAGUGCCAGUCCGAUCCCCUCGUUAUGCGGUUUUUGAUCUCGCGGAAGGGAAACCCUAUGUUUUCCGAGUUUUUUCAGCCAACAAGCAUGGGAUUAGUGAUCCAUCUGAAAUAACAGCACCUAUUCAAGCAAAAGAGGCCAUUGUGGCGCCAUCAGCUCCUGGACGUGUUGUUGCGACAAGAAACACAAAAACCUCUGUUAUUGUGAACUGGGACAAGCCAAAACAUGAAGAAGAUCUGAUCGGCUAUUACCUUGAUUAUUCUGUGGUAGGAUCAAAUCAUUGGGAAUCCUGUAACCAUAAGCCAAUCAAGUAUAACAGGUUCACCAUGCACGGCCUGACAACAGGAGAGAAAUACAUCUUCCGUGUGAAAGCAGCAAAUGCAGUGGGGAUGAGUGAAAAUUCGCAGGAGUCUGACUCCAUCACAGUACAGGCGGCCCUCACUUGCCCGUCCUAUCCUUAUGGCAUCACCCUUCUCAACUGUGAUGGCCAAUCCAUGACCAUUGGCUGGAAGCUUCCAAGAUACAGCGGUGGAUCAAAUAUUCUGGGUUAUUACCUAGACAAACGGGAGGCAGAACACCACAACUGGCAUGAAGUCAACUCUUCCCUUAUUAAAGAAAGGAUUUAUAAGGUAGAGGAUUUGCAAGAAAAUGCAUACUACGAAUUCAAGAUUGCUGCUGCAAAUAUUACUGGUGUAGGGAAAUCGUCUGAACCCAGCGAGCUUUACAAAUGUGAGGCUUGGAACAUGCCAGAACCAGGUCCUCCCUAUGAUCUUACAUUUUGUGAGAUUAGAAAUACCUCCCUUGUAAUACUCUGGAAAGCUCCUAUUUAUAUUGGGAACAGCCCUGUUACUGGAUAUUUUGUUGACUACAAAGAGGAAGAAGAGGAACAUUGGACCACAUUCAAUGAGAAACCAACACCGCACCAUUACUUAAAGGUCACAGAGCUACAUGAAGGCAAAUGCUACGUAUUUCGAGUUCGUCCAGUGAACGAUGCUGGCAUAGGGAAAGCAUCUGAUAUUUCUGAAGCUGUUCUUGUACAGGCUAAGCCUGAUACAAAGGAGAUCAGUGCUGGUGUGGAUGAAGAAGGCAAUAUUUAUCUUGAGUUUGACUGCAAAGAAAUUACAGAUGCCUCUCAUUUUACCUGGAGUAAAUUCUAUGAAGAGAUAGAUGAUCCCAAUAAAUUUAAUAUUGAAACCCUUGGAGAUCACUCUAAACUCUAUUUUAAAAAUCCUGACAAAGAUGAUUUGGGAACUUACUCGGUUGCUGUUAGUGAUACUGAUGGGAUCUCAUCUAGUUUCAUUAUGGAUGAAGAAGAGCUUGGACGUUUGAUGAUGCUAAGCCGCGAAAUCAAGAAUCCGACUAUUCCUUUGAAGUCUGAAUUAGCCUAUGAGAUUUUAGACAAAGGAGAAGUGCGUUUCUGGAUUCAGACUGAGAGCCUUUCACCUGAGGCCACCUAUCGAUUUAUAAUCAAUGAUAGUGAAAUUUCCAAUAGUGAUACACAUAAGAUUAAGUGCGAUCAUACAACGGGCACUAUUGAGAUGGUUAUGGACCACUUUACUCUUGAAAAUGAAGGUACCUACACGGUUCAGCUUCAAGAUGGGAAAGCCAAGGGCCAAUCCUCUUUGGUUCUGAUUGGUGAUGCUUUUAAGGCUAUUUUGGCUGAGGCCCAAUUGCAGAGAAAAGAAUUCCUAAGGAAACAAGGUCCUCAUUUUGAGGAGUAUUUGCACUGGGAAGUUACUGAUGAAUGUGAAGUCCUGCUGCUGUGUAAGGUCGCAAAUACCAAGAAGGAGACUUUUAUGCAGUGGUACCGAGAUGGAGCUGGGGUGAAUGUCAAAGAGCCACCUGAUUUUCAAAAAGGUGUUUGCUGCCUGACUAUUCCAAAGCUGUCCAAAAAGGACCAAGGUGAAUAUAAGGCAACACUGUCAGAUGACAGAGGCCAGGAUAUUUCUGAACUUGACAUAUCAGGGAAAGUAUAUGAUGAUAUUAUCCAGGGAUUGAGUAGAAUCAGUGGUAAAUCAGCUUCUCCUUUGAAGAUCCACUGUACUCCAGAAGGAAUAAGGCUGCAGUGUUUCUUGAAAUAUUACAUGGAGGAAAUGAAAUCAAGCUGGUAUCACAAGGAAGCUAAGGUUUCUUCAAGUGAAAAGAUGAGAAUUGGUGGUAGUGAUGAAGUCGCAUGGAUACAGAUAUGUGAGCCUACCGAAAAAGAUAAAGGGAAAUAUACUUUUGAGCUGUCUGAUGGCAAGGAAACCCACAAACGGACCCUUGAUCUAUCUGGGCAAGCUUUCGAUGAGGCCUAUGAAGAAUUCCAGCGGCUCAAGGCAGCUGCUUUUGCUGAGAAAAAUCGUGGGAAAGUGGUUGGUGGUUUGCCGGAUGUUGUGACCAUAAUGGAAGACAAGACCCUGAAUCUGACUUGCACGGUGUUUGGUAGUCCUGAUCCUGAAGUGAUGUGGUUUAAGAAUGACAGGGAACUUGAACUGAGCGAUCAUUACAUAGCUAAACUGGAACAAGGGAAGCAUGCCAGUUUGGUAAUUAAGGGGGUGUCAUCAGAAGAUUCUGGAAAAUACAGCAUCAGUGUCAAGAACAAGUACGGGGGUGAGAUAGUCGAUGUCACCAUCAGCGUGUAUAAGCACGGGGAAGAGAUACCUGACGUUAAACCUCACUCAAGUGAUAGAGUAAGAGAGAUACCUGCGAAACCAGCUGAAUAAUCAUAACCAACAAGAAAUAUGUUGGAAAACGAGUGUGCUUGAUGAACAAAAGGCUUGAGAGAAGCUGUAGUUUUGUUUGUGUAGUAGUUCUGCAAAAGAAAACUGGCGAUGUUUAGGAGACAGUUAUGUGUUGUUUUUCUGAAGUUUUUCUGAUCUUGGUCUCUUUUUCUUAUAAUGCCAACUUAUAAUGCCAUCACAAUUGGCAAUGACAUCACUCUGAAUAGGAGUGUCUCACGGCUUGCCAGGAAUAAUUACGGCAGCUGUCACGAGCGUCUAUGUAUUUCGAUCAUGGUUCUUUCUAUCCAUGAAUUGCAAUGCUCUGUCAUGCAAAGCGGAAACCGGGAACUGCUUAGCUAUAGAUCAGGAACCCCACUUUUUAAUCUGAGCUGUGAACUCUCGUGGCUUUUUGUAAAACCCUGCUGAACUCAAAACGCUGCAGCGAUGUCAACAAAUCCAGGACAGCAGCUGGAAAUAAAUCAGAGGAACUGAACACGUGACCUUCUAAGUUAUCCUUUGUGGCAUUGCUGUUUUGUAGUGCAAGCAAAUCUUUAGUCAUACUUUACAAUCACCACGGACUCAUUUAAACCAUAAGUUUCA